CGGCAAGUUUUCGGGUCGUGUCGCCCGGCGGCGGCCCCGCCGCCGGCGUUCCAACGUUGCCGACCUCGCCGAGGCCCUCUUCCUCGCUCUGCGAGACCCCUCGCAGAGCGAGCUGGCGAGCCGCUGCCGUGCGGCCGCGGCGGCCCUGGAGGCGGCCGUGGGGGCCCUCGGGCAGAGGCUGGAGCGGGAGCGCGAGCUGGCCCGCGAGGCGGGCCGGCCCAGCGCCGAGCUCCAGGCGGCGGCCCGCGCGGAGGACGGCCUCACCAAGGAGCAGAGGCGGGAGAAGGCGAUAUUCGACGGCCAGCAGGACUUCGGCUGGGACACCGGUCUCGAAGCCCGCGUCGGCCGGCGCCGCGAGCACCUGCAGCGCGCCUUCGCGGAGGCCGUCGCCGAGGCCGAGGGGGCGCUGCAGGGCCGCCGGCGGGGGGUGCGCGACCACGAGCGCGCGGCGGCCUUCGGCAGGCUGCAGGAGCUCGACGAGCGCGUGCGGAGCGCGGAGGCGGAGGCGGAGGCGGUACUCCGCGAGGCGGAAGCGUCGGUCGCGCGGGAGGCGGCCGAGCUCGAGGCGGACCGCCGCAGGGUCCACGAGCAGGUGCAGGCCCUGUUCGCGGCGGCGGCCAUCGUGCGGCAGGAGAAGGCCAAGCUGGCCGAGGUCUACUAUGCUCCUGCCAAGAGGAGAAGCGGGACGUGAGCGCGCGGUGCCUGCGCAGGGUGCGCCAGCUGAGCCUGGACAUGCAGGGCCUCGCGCCCGCGGUCGCCCCGGAGCUGAGGGAGCGGCACUCGGUGCUGCUCUACUUCCUGCGCGUGCUCGAGGCGCGCCUCGCCGCCGAGUGCUCGCAGGUACAGGUCGGCGCCGCGGAGGGCGGUGCCCUCCACACCCCGGAGGUCAAGAAGCAGCUGGCGGAGGCGGACCUGGCCUUCGAGGCGCAGCUCGCGGGGGAGCUCCAGAGCCUCCGCGGCGCGCGCCAGCGGCAGGCGGCCCGCGGUGCCGAGCAGGUGGCCCGCC
Molecule: messenger RNA, 1006 nt
Organism: Prorocentrum cordatum
Lineage: Eukaryota; Dinophyceae; Prorocentrales; Prorocentraceae
Source: the annotation of a GenBank genome assembly